AUGCAGAUUAGACGUCAUUACACUUUACAUACAAAACGAUACGUACAUUCAUAUAGUUUUACCAUGAAAUAUUUAUCACUCUUCUUGUUGAUUGCUGCUACUGCUCUGGCUAUUAAAAUAACAUCAGCUGCCACUGGUACUGAGUGUCCACCGCUAGGCAGUAGGUGUUUACUAAUAAAAUGUGCUUAUGGCAUGGUCAUCGAUGAUAAUGGUUGUACCACAUGUAAAUGUAAUCGAUGUCCAUUAUUAGAUUGUCUAAAAUACAUUAAGUGUGCUUAUGGCAUUGCUCACGAUGACAAUGGGUGUCCAAAAUGUGGAUGUAAUGCAUCCCCUCAGAUUCAAUUGAUUGAUUCAAGCGAUUGA
This is a messenger RNA of Didymodactylos carnosus, 363 nucleotides long. The record is from the annotation of a GenBank genome assembly. Lineage: Eukaryota; Metazoa; Rotifera; Eurotatoria; Philodinida; Philodinidae.